This is a messenger RNA of Tetranychus urticae (two-spotted spider mite), 3280 nucleotides long. Its product is annotated as proton-coupled folate transporter-like. Lineage: Eukaryota; Metazoa; Arthropoda; Arachnida; Trombidiformes; Tetranychidae. The record is from RefSeq and is a predicted model, not a curated record. Gene Ontology annotation, biological process: transmembrane transport. Gene Ontology annotation, molecular function: transmembrane transporter activity. Gene Ontology annotation, cellular component: membrane.
AUCAAUUGUUUUAUUAUAACGGCAAACUAACGCUCAGAUCAGCUUUGAUUAUGUGAGUUUGACUUUUUUAGUUUUCUUGUUAAGUCGUUUCUCGUCGUAAACUCGUUUUAAACACAAGUGAGUUAAAAUGACCCAAGAUUUCGCCAAAGAUCUGACGGGAGGUCAAGUUUUCAUUAGCUUUUUGAAGUUGACCAAACUUGACCCAUACCUUUUCUUGCAAGUCUUUGCUAUUGUUAUGCAAGGCGUUACCAUAACUCAAUUAGCAGAGGACAAGAUGUGCAUCAAUCAACUUCAUUUUCCCAAAGAGUACUGUUUAACCCUGACUUCAAAUCACAGUGAAAACGCGGAGACCACAAGUACAUCAAUAUUGGUUCAUGCAAAUUCACUGAAGAACUGGCAAACUGCAAUCGAUACGAUUCCAUCCUCAAUAGUCGCUCUGUUCCUUAGCUAUUGGCUUGAAAAGUAUCCUCAUUACUUGAAGGCAAUCAUGCUUUUACCAAAUCUGGGUGCCAUUCUUUCGAUCUUGAUUCUCUUGUCCAAUGCUUUUCUCUUCAAAGUCUCUUCGUGGGCCAUCCUUUUAGCUAGUGUACCUUCUGGUUUCUCUGGAAGCAUUACUCUGUUAACAAGUUCAUUUUACACUUACGUUUCCUGGUCAACUCCGACUAGGUUUCUGGUUAUGAGAUUCGCUAUGCUGGAACUAUUCAUCAGUACUGGAUCACUUUGUGGUACAUAUUUGAGUGGAAAAGUCCUAACAAUGAAACCCUGGAUUCACGGUCAACCCGAAAACUAUUUAGGAGUUUUGUUUGUUUCACUAGCCUUGUUGGUUACUGCAUUCAUUUGGGGUUUUUUUGUAACUCUUGAAGGUGUUCCUGAUACUGCUGAACAUCUAGCUUGUCGAAGUCACAGAGAAGUCGUUAAAGACGUUUUCCAACUGUCAAGAUUUAAGGAGCUAGCUGAACCAUUGACAGUUAAAAGAUCAGGACGAGACAAAACCAAAUUAAUAAUGGCAAUAAUAAGUGGACUUAUCAUUUGGAGUAUAAUAGGAGGCGAUUAUACGAUAAGUUUCCAAUUUUCUCAGAAAGUGUAUGGUUGGAGUGCUGAAAAGUACUCUACGCUAUCGACUUACUUCAAUAUUUUGCCUGCUCUACUUAGUGUUAUUGUGCCUCAACUACUUAAAUGUAUGUCGGUUAGGGACUCAGCCGUUGGUUUAAUUGGUGCACUUUCAGUCAUUUCAAUGAGUGGAAUCAAAGGAAUUGUUACUAAUGAUGUUGGAUUUGCACUGGCUAAUUCUUUUGGUGGACUUGGCUCAUUAGCUUCUAUUGCUAACCGAGCUCUUGUUUCCCAAAUAGUCGAUCCAGAAGAAACUGCCAAAAUUUUCGCCAUAAUCUCAUCCGCCAAUUCAUAUGCCUCAAUUGCAGCGGCCUACAUUUACACUCAUGUCUAUAGUGCCACAAUGGACUUCCAUCCAGGACUAAUUUAUAAUAUUGCCGCAUUACUCGCACUCAUUCCAGCAAUUAAUUUCCUUGUCAAUGACAUAGCAGCAGUAAUAAGAAAACGGGAAGAACGAAAACAGAAGCAAGUCGAUGUUAAUAACAAUACCAUUUCAUUAGCCGUAAUUUCCUAAAAGCACAAAAAACCAAACUGAAAUGUUUCCGACGCAAUAGCCAAACCAGAAAAUGGAUUCAAUUCAAGUUCGUGCUUAAGUUAACAAAAAUUGUCACUAGUAAGCCAUUGGACCAACUUGCCAAUUUCCUGGUAUCAUUAACCAUUCAAAAGCAUAAUGAAAACAGUUUUUAUAUCUGGAGAUAUUUUAAAGAAAUUUCCUGUCCAUUAAUGCCAGUUAAUUAAUCGUUAAAUUUGCUAUUAUGAAGUCUGUCAGUAUGAGCGCCGUUUUUAUUGGUAAAUAUAUCAGUGGAUAGAUUCUGGUAAUGAAGCCAUGAGUUGACGGUCAAGCAAGUAAUUCUAUUGGACUGUUAAAUGGAUGAAAACAUGUUUACUCAUGUUUGUAGUAACAACUGAAAAUGCUAGACAAAAAUUGGGCAUGUGAUUGCUGACGGGUUCAAAGUAUCUCGAUUGAAAGCCGAUUGAAGAUUGAUUGUUUGGCCCACAAUAUAUUUUACAUUUUGCACUCUCAAUCAUUUCAAUGAGGUGAUCAGAGGAAUCGUCAAAGAAAUCCUUCUGUUGACAAAACCGUUGCUUAUAAGUGUUUGCCGACUUAAAAACAUGCCCGCUGUAACACCUGAAAAUGCUAGACUGAAAUUUUCGCGUGCGAUUGCACCCUUUUUCAAGAUACGACCCAAUGCUGGACGAGUCCGUCUAUUAUUAAUUAUAUUAGGUGGGUCAAGCAUGCGUAGGUUUGACCUAGAGGCCGUGAUCACAGAAAGAUCGAAAUUUUUUUAAAAGAAAGAGAGUAGUCGAAACAUCAUAGUUAUUGACUUUUAUCGUUAUAAACGAACUAGUAACAAAGUUAUUCGAAAUCGUUCAUGAUUUCUUGCAUCAAAAUGUGAUUUUGCAAAAAAGGGUUGUCUUGAACAAAAGAGGACUAUCAGAGCCAUGCUUGAUGAAACGCUAAAUGCUUUCAUGACAAGAUUUCUAGAUGGAUGAACUAUGAAUCGUCAGAGAAAGGAACUACAGUGCAGCCAUGUGUCUCUAGAAAAAUGACCCGAAAAUCGAAAAUGAGUUUUUUUGUGUCGCCUUGUGUUUUCAUUUACCUGAGACAACUUUCAUUCAGCGAAACUAACUGAUAAGCCUGGAUUUAUGAACGGCAAGGUUCAUCGUUUCUAUAGUUACGCCGCAUUACAUAUCAAUUGGUCUUUUAGGUAUUGAAAAUCGAGCUGCAAUAACUGCCUAACAAGCACGUCAUCUCGGCUUUCAUGAUACCGUUACAACACGAUAUCAUAUUUAAGAAUUAGUCUGAAUUCAAAGCAUUUUUCAUCCAUAAACAGGUAGAUUUGUUCCCUUAGACUUAUUUUUGAUAGAAAAUUGUAGUCAGUAUGACCGUGAAAUGAGACAGGAAUCGAUCAAUGUGCUAAAGGCAGCCAAAAACCGGUUUUUCGGUUCAAAGACUGUGGCCUGCUACAGAGUGGAGAUACAACCAUAGCUCCUUCGUUUAUAGUAAUAUAUUAAGACCUGCAAAUCACAUUUACAAUGAAAAGUUAUCUAAAUUAACUCCUUCAAUGUCAGACCUACGCAUGCUUGACCUACCUAAUACUUGUAAAUUUAAAUUUCAUAGAUAUUAUCAUUACAUUUGUUGUUAAAUAAAGUAUUAUCCAAGAUUUAA